This is a messenger RNA of Penicillium oxalicum, 636 nucleotides long. RefSeq lists its product as uncharacterized. The record is from RefSeq and is a predicted model, not a curated record. The transcript has a single exon. Bases 1 to 636 code for a protein of 211 amino acids. NCBI's taxonomy places the organism in Eukaryota, Fungi, Ascomycota, Eurotiomycetes, Eurotiales, Aspergillaceae.
AUGUCCCUCAUUCGGCACCACAGGCGACAUCAUUCUUGGCCUCAUUGUGGCUCAGAGACAUGCGCACGUGCAUCAUGUAAUCCUCAACUGUGCGCGAGCAACCUCGCACUUAGCGGGGAGACGAUCUCUCCAUGGCUGACGACGGCAUUUCCACCUUUGCCGGAAUAUGGUGUCCGCGAGGGAGAUGAAGGCGACGACGAUGCGGAAAUGGCGGGGAUUACGCGAAUGCAGCCGCCCCGAAUCUACCGUCUAUGGAACCGACCAUUUUCGAGAGAUCGAGGUGAGGAUCUGUUGGUGUCGCCUACCACGAUCAAAUCGCAGAGAUCCGGUCACCGGGGCGUAUUGCGCCGGCUGAUCCGUCGCCCGCCGCUGGAUAAAUCGCGGUCGCUGUUCGUUAUGCCAACCACUCGGAAGGUGGGGGACGAGGAAAGGUUUGUCUCGGGUUGGGUGCCAUCUCAGCGCAUCACUGGACCGGUGACAGUGGUUGAGCGAACACCAAAGGUGCUGUCCCUGCCGUCAGUGAAGAAGGAAGGGUUUCUGGUUGGAGAGCGGCGCCAUCGCCGGUGCCAUUCGGAGCAACCUCGGUCAUGGAGGGAGCCCAGUGCGAAUUUGUGGCCUCUGCAAGAGGAGUCCUGA